Gadus chalcogrammus (walleye pollock) is the source of this 3445-nucleotide messenger RNA. RefSeq names its product tubulin, beta 6 class V (gene tubb6). The transcript is spliced from 6 exons. Gene Ontology annotation, molecular function: GTPase activity; GTP binding; structural constituent of cytoskeleton. The record is from RefSeq and is a predicted model, not a curated record. Gene Ontology annotation, cellular component: cytoplasm; microtubule. Bases 84 to 1421 code for a protein of 445 amino acids. Gene Ontology annotation, biological process: microtubule cytoskeleton organization; mitotic cell cycle. NCBI's taxonomy places the organism in Eukaryota, Metazoa, Chordata, Actinopteri, Gadiformes, Gadidae.
AGGCUGUCAUUAGAGCAGAGACGCACCAGCCGACAGCAGUAAAACCUUUGAAGAGCACAGCAGGCCUACGCACGAGCAGAAACAUGAGGGAAAUAGUUCAUUUACAAGCGGGACAGUGUGGAAAUCAGAUCGGGACGAAGUUCUGGGAGGUGAUCAGUGACGAGCAUGGCAUCGACCCUACCGGGAACUAUGUCGGCGACUCGGUGCUGCAGUUGGAGCGGGCGAACGUCUACUACAACCUGGCGUCCUCAAAUAAAUAUGUCCCCCGUGCCGUGCUGGUGGACCUGGAGCCAGGGACCAUGGACAGUGUGCGCUCAGGGACCUUCGGACAGCUAUUCAGACCCGACAACUUCAUCUUUGGACAGACAGGUGCUGGGAACAACUGGGCGAAAGGCCACUACACAGAGGGGGCGGAGCUAGUGGAAUCGGUGCUGGACGUCGUGAGGAAGGAGUGUGAAAACUGUGACUGUCUACAGGGUUUCCAGCUCACCCACUCUCUAGGUGGAGGAACAGGCUCAGGCAUGGGCACCCUGCUCAUCAGCAAGAUCAGAGAGGAGUACCCCGACCGGAUCAUGAGCACUUUCAGUGUCAUGCCCUCCCCCAAGGUGUCUGACACGGUGGUGGAGCCCUACAACGCCACCCUCUCCGUGCACCAGCUAGUGGAGAACACAGACGCGACGUACUGCAUCGACAACGAGGCGCUCUACGACAUCUGCUUCCGCACGCUCAAGCUGACCACGCCCACCUACGGCGACCUCAACCACCUGGUGUCGGCCACCAUGAGCGGCAUCACCACCUCCCUGCGCUUCCCCGGGCAGCUCAACGCCGACCUCCGCAAGCUGGCCGUCAACAUGGUGCCCUUCCCCCGCCUGCACUUCUUCAUGCCCGGCUUCGCCCCGCUGACGGCCCGUGGCAGCCAGCAGUACCGCGCCCUCUCCGUGCCGGAGCUCACGCAGCAGAUGUUCGACUCGAAGAACAUGAUGGCGGCGUGCGACCCGCGCCACGGCCGCUACCUCACGGUGGCCACCGUGUUCCGCGGCCAUAUGUCCAUGAAGGAGGUGGACGAGCAGAUGCUCAACGUGCAGAACAAGAACAGCAGCUACUUCGUGGAGUGGAUCCCCAACAACGUGAAGGUGGCGGUGUGCGACGUGGCGCCCCGCGGCCUCAAGAUGUCGGCCACCUUCAUCGGCAACAGCACGGCCAUCCAGGAGAUCUUCAAGCGCAUCUCGGAGCAGUUCUCCGCCAUGUUCCGCCGCAAGGCCUUCCUCCACUGGUUCACGGGCGAGGGCAUGGACGAGAUGGAGUUCACGGAGGCGGAGAGCAACAUGAACGACCUGGUGUCCGAGUACCAGCAGUACCAGGACGCUACGGCCGAGGAGGAGGAGAACUUUGACGAGGAGGCGGACGAAGAGAUAGCGUAAGGAACAAGCGGACAUUGGUGACGGGAUGGCGAAAGAUUAUGGUAUACAAUGUCGUUCAGACAUUGGUCCAGGUAGGAGGAAGAAGAAUCUCCAGAAUCCAAUUUGGGUAUCAAACCUUGACAGACUCGUCCAGAGUCUGCUAAGCAAAAACAAAACUUGUCUAUAAAGUUAAAUUUAAAAGAACUCUGAUAUUGACAACUGAUUCAGGAUCAACAUUUACGCUACUGGAGAAAACUCGGAUACAAACUUAAAUUCCUUCCUACAAGUUUAUAUUACACUGAUAGUAGCUACUAUUCUUCAAGUGUAACAUAUGUAGAUAGAGAUUUAAUUUAACUAAAUGUAUGAUAUUACAAACUAUAAGCAAAUACACCCACAUCCAUCGUAGUAUCCGACAUGCAAGUAACAAAAAAAGGAAAAGGAAAGUAUUUAACAAUUUACUCUGAACAGUGGGUUUUACUUAAUCAAAACAAAAGCGUCUUUUGUGUUUAAAUGUUGUUUGUGUUGUGUUGUAUGAAAAGGUGACUUAUUUUUAAGUGUUGACCCCAGUGGUUCAUUCCAGGGGAAAUAAAUCAAAAUGUUUGUUCUGAGCUCACUUCUUCGUGCAGUGUUAUGUGUUUUGUGUGCGUUUUACUCAUUGAGGUUCAUGGAGGGAAUGUCGCAUUUUGCAGCUCACUGAUGGUAUGUCAACUCCAAUAACCUUAACACACACCUAACCACACACUCAAAUGCAUGCAGAACAGGAAUGAGCCAGUCAACAGCUUUCUAAUCUCACAUCAUUGUGUUGCUAAUGUGAUCCUACAGCAGAUGUAUUUGUUCAGACAAAAGCCAGGGAACAAAGAGCCUGGGUGCUCACUGUCAGAUUCAAUGCCAAAUGCUUUGCUCAUGUCUGCCUGGCCUGUUGGAAUGGGUGAAUGUAGGCUUUUGUGGGUGUCUGCGUUCAGCUGUGAUGAGUAAUGAAACACUGGCCUCCUAUUGGCAAAAUUCAGUGUUUCCUUUCAACCUUGAACUUCCACAAAAUGGAGCCUCAUUCAAAUCCUGAGACGAGGUAGCAUACCUCAGACAGGGGAAUUGGAAGUGGGGUCAGAGUUCAUGAGUGGACAAUCUGUUCGCUAUAGUAGGUAGCACAGACCUGCUGAAACUGGGCGUUUCCAGGUCUGUUAAUCGGUUUAUUGCAUCACCAUUGUAAUUACUUGCACACAAUAUACAGGGCGUUGGGCAUUCUAGUCAGAAUUUUCUGUUUAAUCUUAAAGUUUCAACUUUUUACGUCAUGUUUAGUCUACAUAGAGAUGCAUGUGUUACGGUAUACCGAAUAUUGGAAAGCUAUCGGUAAGUUGAACUGACCUGGGUCUGUGAUCUUGACCAAUAAACAGGAGGUGGACCGAAGAGCAGCGCGAGGAACCAAUCGGAGACCCGGAAAACAGCCUCAGCCCAAUCAACUGUUAGUACAGAUCGGCCUCCAACACAUUUCACUCAUGAAACUUCGACAUUGCCGUGGCUUUGACAUUGACUGAUCCGCUGGUUAGGCUUUUGUAUGACAAAUUAUCCAAUAGUGAUGUUUUAGGAUACAUUCCAGAUGGCAACAAGGACCGCCUUAUAAACGUCAUGUCAUUCAUCUUAAUGAUGUCAACUGACCCCUGUUUCUUGAAGGGUCUGUAAAGAGUUGUGUAGCUAGAUCCAGUGGUUUGGUGAAAGAUGUGCUGUGAACAUUUCAAUAGUACUGGAGUACGCCAGCCAAAAUGCAGUCAUCCACAAAGUAGUAGACCUGGGCAAAAAAAGCCUUGGAUCGAUAGAUGGUCCAACCACCAAAAAAAAAUAAAGAUAACCUGCAUACGUACUACUGCAGAGAAAUCAUGUUUUUAUGUGAUUAUUGUAACAGAGUUUUUACCUCAAUAGACAAAGUUGGAUGCAUUUGUAUUUUGCCAGUUCCCUGUGGAUGACAAAGUCUGGGUGAAGUUGGGAUAAUAUUGUCAAAUGUAUUCAAAACCAUUUCCAUGUUUGACGAGAUUACAAAUAAAGAAUAAUUG